GCAGGGUUGGCGGGGCGGGCUUGGCGGGCGAGCGGCGCCGGGGCCCGGCGGGGCUCUGAGGGCGGCGGUGGGGCCCGGCGGGGCCGUGAGCGCGGCUCCGUGCGGCCGGCGGCACUCGGGCCCUGCGGGGCGGUCGGGCGGCUCUAGGGCCCGGCGGGGCACCGCGGGCGGCUCUAGGACCCGGCAGCGCGGGGCGGGCGGCUCAGGGGCCCUGCGCGCCCACGCCGGGGGUCUCGCCCCCCCUCCCGCCACAGAAGGAGCAAUGGCGGCGCCGUAGCGCGGCCGCCGAACCCCCGCCCGAGCGCCGCGCCCGGGCCCGGCGGGAGCCGAGCGGGGCCGCCGCUGCUCCUCCUCCUCCUCCCGCCGCCGCUCCCCGCAGCCCCGCGGCCGCCAUGGCCACCGAGCUGGAGCCGCCGGCCGCCGGCGCCGUGUCGGGCGCGGCGCCGCUGGAGGCGGAGGAGGACGAGGAGCACUGGCUGUACGGGGAUGACACCACUGGUAAGCAAGAAGAUGGACCGAUUUCUGGACACACGGAGUCUGCUCACCCUCUGCAGGAUGCUCCCCAGGAGAGCCGGCCCGUCAACAACGAGGAGCGGGAGAUGGCCCAGCACGCCCUUCCCAGUGGUGAGGAUGAUGAGGAUGACAGUGACAGUGACAGCGAUGACGAUGAUGUGAAGGUCACAAUUGGCAACAUCAAAACGGGAGCGCCCUCCUACAUGGGAACUCCUAUGAAUCUAAACUUAAAAACGGGUAGAGGCUAUGGAGCAUCAGCUUCAGCCAAGUUGCAGCCCAAAGGUAUUGACUUGGAUGCCGCAGGGAAUAUAAAUGGAUUGCCUGUGAUAGAAGUGGAUUUGGAUUCAUUUGAAGACAAACCGUGGAGGAAACCAGGUGCUGAUCUUUCUGAUUACUUUAAUUAUGGAUUCAAUGAAGAAACAUGGAAAGCUUAUUGUGAAAAGCAGCGGCGGCUUCAGCUGGGGCUGGACCCUGCUCCUCCCAUCAGCACUGAGAACAAGAUCACGGUUCAGCAAGGAAGAACAGGAAAUGCUGAAAAAGAAGUGGAAAGCAACAUCAUCAAAACAGAGUUCAAAACAGACUUCUUGGCUCUGGUGGGAGGACGAAUGAAGGCUGGGCCUCCUCCCAACAGGAAGCUGGGUGGGACCAUUGAUGUGAUCGGGGGCCAGGCAGGCACAAUCCGCAGGGUGGAAGGGAGACGCCGCGAUAAACACGCCUCGGAGGAGAACCCCAUCCAGGUCCUGGGAGACCAUGGCAGUAAGCCCCAGCCCCCCCAGCAGCCCCAGCAGCCCUCCCAGCCCCAGCAGCCUCCUCAGCAGCAGCCGUUUGCUCCACCAGCAGGGCCUCCGCCUCCCCCGCUGGCCGGGCCUCCUCCUCCACACUUCCUGCACCCUCCUCCUCCAGUGACUUCUGUUCCACCUCCUCUGCAUCCUCCAGGCCUGCCACCUCCAGGUCCAAUUCCAGGGCUGUUCCCACCACCUCUGGCACCACCACCAGCUCUCCUCAUCCCAACCUUGGAUGGGCAGCCAGCCAGCUACAACAACAGGCAGCCACCUCCCUUUGGCUACAACUCUGCAGAUUCAGGUUUCAUCAGCUACCCCCCCAUCUCCACGUCCCACACGCCCUGGGUGACCACGGUGGACAAGGGCACGAGCAGCUCCAGCAGCAGCCACUGGGAGUACUCGGGCUCCAGGCGGGACAGGGAGCGCGAGCGGGACAGGGAGCGGGACAGGGAGCGCGACCGCGACCGGGACCGCACCCCGACCACCAGCGAAUACAACAAUGACGACGAGCGGUACCGCUACUACAGCCGCGAGCGCAGCUACGACUUCGAGCGCGAUUACCGGCGCAGCCGCGACCGCAGCCGCGAGCGCGAGGAGCGGCACCGCGAGCGCCGCCACCGCGACAAGGACGACGGCAGCAAACACAAAUCCUCCCGCAGGAAGCAGCACGAGAGCGAGGAGGGCGAGAGCCACCGGCGCCACAAGCACAAAAAGAACAAGAGGAGCAAGGAGGAGAAGGAGGCCAGCGAGGACGGCGCCCAGGAGGGCGAGGAGCAGGACACCAAGGAGUGAGCCAGGCCCCACCAGCCCUCGGCAGGAACUCUCCUGUGGAACCAGCAUGGAAUUGGUGAUGUUUUGUUUGGGGGGUGAUUUUUUUUUAUUAUUAUUUUUUACUUUUUCCAAGGGAAGAGGCUGACUGGGUGAGCCAUGGCACAGCCAGAAGUGCUUCAGGAGCUGAGGCUGCACGUGCCCUUAAACUUCCUUUUUUUGUUUGUUUUUGAUACAAGACAAUACAGCAGUACUAGUUACAAGGCACUGAGCUACUCUACUCAUCCACAUCCCUAGGGAGAACUUUGGUGUAUCAGAUCCUAUGGUUUCUGAUGGAAGAUGGCUUCAGCUGAAACUAAUGCAAUUAGGUCAUAGCUCUUUUUGUCAUCAUCAUUCCUUUUGAGAACUAGGACAGUAAGUGCAACUUGAAAUUUAUUGUCCAAAGAACAGCGUGACUUAGAUCCCGGGAGCCAGCUUAGAGUCUGGUGUCCAGUAGUGAAAAGUCUCAUCCCUGAAUAAAUUUCUUUAUAGCUACAAAAACAGCUUCUGAUUUCUCCGUGGCCAGCUGGGCGUGUCAGGAGGAGCUGCAGGAUCUGCUCCAGGUGGGCACAGAGGCCUGCCUGGAUGUGGCAGCUUCCAGAAGCUGCUGAGGGCGUUCACACAGAGUGUGCAGAGACUCCAAAACUGGGGUUUUUUAUCCAUUGCAAAGGUAGUUCUGUCAUGUUACACCCCUGCGUGGGGAAUCAAUGAAGAUCCAUAGCAAGAGCAUGAAUUUCUCUUUAAUUCCUUUUGAACUUAACUAUUUUAUUUCAUUUUUUUACUAAGAGUUGACUGAAUAACCUAGAGUACAGUAGAGAACACCAAGUUCCAGUUAGCAAUUUGCCCUCGUGGGACUGGUGUUUCUAUUUGGGUAUCACCAACACUCCUGUCCAAUGCAUUCCUUUCCCUUAGAUCCCAAAAUAAAUUUAGUCAAAUUCCAAAGUUUCUUUGGAUUUAGUAUUGGUUGGGGAAGGGGCAACAGAAAUGUUUCUGGGUGGGAAGAACAGGGGAGAUAAUUUUGAGGGGUUUUUGUCUGUCUGGUCAUUAGGAUCCUGACCUUCUGUUUGUGUCAGUCCACAAAUGUCUCAUUUUCCUUUGACUUGUUAUUUAAAACUGUCUGAAAUAUUUGUCCUUAAAUAAUAUGGUUCUGAAAUGUUCUGUAUUUUUUGGUAUCGUAAUCUUGGAAGUCUUGAGUGUGCUGGGAAGUGCCCAGCCUGUGCCAGGAGAGCCUUUGGUCUGGGUUCAGCAUGGUGGCAGGGCAGCGAUGGGUUUGGAGCUGCAGAGCCCAGGGGAGGAGGAGGAGAACUGGGACUGCUGCUGGUUUUGGUUUUCAUGGAGGUUUUUUAAUGUGAGAUGUGUGUGCACUGAGCCAGGGUGAGCUGGGAUCAGGCUGCAGGCUCUUUGGUGGAGCCCAGAUUUAGGAACAUCACCCCCUGGCCCCCUGCAGCACUCCCAGCUCCUGGCACUGGCUGUGCAAGGAACAAGGGAAUGCUCAGGGCUGGCCUUCAGCUGGGAGUGCCCAAAAGCUUUUAGGAGAAUGGGAUGAAGUGGAGAAGAAAUCCAAGCCAGAGUGGUGAGGAGGAUUCAGGAGUGCUUGCUCUGUGCCCCCUGGCACUGCUCAGACAGAGGGGCCCAGAGCCCUGGCCAGCCUCCCUCGGGAGCCUGCAGCUGCUGAGGGUGAGAGCUGCUGGCUCUCCCAGCACAGAGCUCUGCCCUGGCAGUGCCCCCAGCCCCCUCUGAGCUGGCUCUCCCUGCCUGGACCAGGACCCGUGCUCCACUGGAAUGCUGCACCCAGGGGAGGGGGGUUGGCCCCAAACAAGGACAUUUCUCCCACCUUUGCAUGCUCAGGUGUCCCUGGUGGCUCUCCAGGGCUGUUCCACACCCCCGCCCUGAGCUCCUGCAGGUAAUGGUGAUCACAUCCAGUCUGCACCUCCUCCUGUGUUACCUGAAUGAGCUGGACCCAAGUACAGAGUAUGCUGAGGUGGAGGGGACCUUCACUAAUGGGGGCAGGCUUUUAGGGCCAGGAGCAGCUGUGAAUUUGAGGUAAGUACUUUUAAAUUGGUUUCUUUUCAUUAAAUAAAAGUAAAAUGUUUGCCUUUACUAUCAGGGAAAUGCAAAGGUGGGGUGUUGGAAAUAAUCUGUACUUGGCAGCAGAAAGCUGCUGCAGGUUUAGUGGUGUUGGGAUGUGGGGUUUACUGUUGUUGAGGGAUUUUUCCCAGCCACGGUGUAUUUCAGGAGAGUCCAGCUCCUUUCCUGGGAGAAGCAAAGACAAUUAAUUACACUGUUUCCUGCCACAGGGUCACUUUUUGGAGCAGUCUUGCUGAGGUGACCUGUUCUGGGGGCAUUAGUUUCUACAUGGAAAGAAAGGGUAAAAACCACACUUGGAAUGCAUAUUGUUCAGCAAUAUUACAAUAAUUUAUAAAGGCAUCAAAACAAACUCAACAUCUAUUAACAAGCUGAUUUAGGAAACAAAAUUUAAAUUAUGAGGACAUUUUGAGGAGGUUGAAGGCACCUUGAAAGGAGAUGGAGUAAAAACGGUUCUGCAGCCUCCUCCUCCCUCCACUGCCAGCCCAGCAGCUGCACAGCUCCUCCCUCCUGCCCUUCCCCCUGUCUGGGGCAGGCAGUGGGAAUCACCCUCUCUCUGUCCACAUCACUAUUUACUGUUCCAGGCACAGAUUCUGCACAUUGAUUGGAAAGAGAUAAAAAAUUGCUUCAUGGUUUUGUGUCCCAGCGAGGUCAGCGAUGAGUUUUCUGUGUGGAUGAUUUUGGUCUCAGCAUUGCCCAGUAGAGCAAGAGGAGAGGAGCCCAGGUAGUCCCAGCUGUGCUGUCAGAGUCCCCAGAGGUGUUGCUCAGCCCAGCAGGGCUGCUGGGAGGAUGGAGCUGAGGUUCCUGUGUGUCCUGGGCUCUGGGACAGGCCCUGCUGCACUCCCAGCACAGGAGGUGAAGUCACUGUGUGCAAACAGGGCCCAGGGACAGCAAAUGACAAACUGCCAGCCCAGGAGAAGCUUCAGCCAGGCCUGGGCUCUUUCCUGCAGGGCUGCUACAAGGAAUUAAACAUUCAUUCUAGGCAGCAUUUUGGACAGGGGACAGACUCCUUGGAUUCUUACAAAACUGGUGCUGCAAAAGGUGCAGCAGAGGCAGCACAGGAGGAAAGACCUCUCAGUGCAACCUGGUUUGAGAAAAACCCAUCAUCUCUGCUGCUGCUGCUGCU
Passer domesticus (house sparrow) is the source of this 5313-nucleotide messenger RNA. Its product is annotated as pre-mRNA 3'-end-processing factor FIP1-like. Bases 393 to 2087 code for a protein of 564 amino acids. NCBI's taxonomy places the organism in Eukaryota, Metazoa, Chordata, Aves, Passeriformes, Passeridae. The record is from RefSeq and is a predicted model, not a curated record. Gene Ontology annotation, cellular component: mRNA cleavage and polyadenylation specificity factor complex. The transcript has 16 exons.